Molecule: messenger RNA, 7380 nt
Organism: Anarrhichthys ocellatus (wolf-eel)
Lineage: Eukaryota; Metazoa; Chordata; Actinopteri; Perciformes; Anarhichadidae
Gene: cfap54
Product: cilia and flagella associated 54
Exons: 54
Biological process (GO): cilium assembly
Molecular function (GO): protein binding
Source: RefSeq, a predicted model, not a curated record
CCGUGGAGCAGUCUGGUAAACUAACAGAAGAGCGUUAGACGGUUAAAAAUGGAUUUACCGGCUUCAUAUUACGGGAAACUUGAUAAAAGAAACCCGGUCGUUUCAGCCUUUGAACGAGACAUGAACUCGUUUAUAACAUUGAUGAGACGAGUCGCCUCUUCGACCAGCCAGGACAACAGUUCUCGUGCUAAAGGGAUUAAAAUCCUGGUGGAGAUUUGGAAAAAGUACAAACAACGACUGCCUUCCAAGUUGUACCAGGAGCGCAUGUUGCAGAUUGCAGAUUUUCUCUUUGUACUAAAGUUGUACCAGCUCGCUUUUUGGCAGGGAUACAGUCUCCACCUGCUACAGUUCAACUCGGUGAAAAUAACAGACAUCGCAGACGUGGACCACUUCAUGGCCUGCUUCUUCCCAGAAGGUUUUGAUACAGACCAAGACACCUUUGCCAUGAAGAUCCGUGCGAUGCAGGGCUGUGCCUUGUGUAUAUUUGAGCAGGAGAAAAGGCACAGCUUCCUCUGCCAGAAGGGACUCUGUAAACUGCUGCAUGUGCUGAACUUCAUCAGGAUCAUGAUGCAGGCGUUGCAGCAACAUGAGCACCUCUGCUGGCAAAUAUAUAAUGGUUCAUUACUCAUCUACACCAUCUGUCGUUACCUGAUGACCAUGAAUUGUAGUGCACAGGCACUGGAGUACCUUCUGUGGGCCAGCAUCAGUCUCGAGCUGUCCGUCCCUCUGAUGACUGCGAAGUAUCUGCCGUGGAUUGUCACGCUCUACUGCGCUGUUUGCCACUGUUACUAUGAUAACCAGGCUGCUGUGCAGGCGGAGGAAUUUGCCAGGAGAGCCCUCGGAAAGAUCAAUGAGCUGGCAAAGCUGGAGGAGCAGGAGGACGUUCCUGCCACCAGAGAGACUCAGAGAGCUUACAAAGAAGCCUCUAUCAAGCUGGCUGCCAUGAUAUUUAAGCGUGCAGUGUUUGAGGCCAGAGGAAGACCCAAACCCAUGUUCAGAAUCAAAAGCAAAGGCAACUUGAAGGACAUAUCCAAUGUAGGGCCAUGGCCUCGUACUACAACAGAGCGCAUGCUAAUGGGCCUGUUUGACAGCAGUCCAGCGCAGUUCUUGGGCAUCUUGGAAGCACUUUGGGACAGCACCAGACGCCCGCUGCAGACAAGGCUGCCGGAUGAACCAGAGCUGCAGGAGGUGAUCCUGGAACUCCUGUCUGCUGGCAUUAGUAUCUUAUCUGGAGUCGCCACUACUAGUGAGUCUCUCGUGAGUCUCGGUGCGCUGACACCAACAUCCACGCUAAUGGAUUUAGCAAUUGCAGGAGAAAACAAAGUGCCCAUCAUGUCUGCAACGAGGUUUAUUAAGAUCUUGUUUCAGUACAAGCAGCCAGAUGCUUUCACUGAACUUGCCAGAGAGAUGCUGCAGGUUCUGUCUGGUGUGGAGGGUCAGUCGUUCAGGAGGGCCGAGCUGGAGCUUGCUUUACUUGACAGGUUCAAUAGUCUGCUGUCUUCUCAGAGGAGCCGUCCUAGAGAAGACAACAUGAUUGAUGAUGGACACAAGUCUUCAUUCUCAAUGGGGGAUGAGUUGAUUGACCUGGUAGACACCCUGCACAAGUCUGUUUGUGGCUCUGCUCCUGAGGUGCAGCCAGAUGAGGAUCUGGUUUUGGAUGUUGUGUUAUUUCUGUGGGAUAAAGUGAAGCUGGCGAUCCAGAGGUAUCCGCUACAACACCCAGAGUUUACACUCUACCAUGAGAAGGUAGAUGAUUACGACAAGUGGCUGUGGUGUCUGUCUAUGCUGUGUGAGGUGGCCUAUGCCUGUGACCUGGCAGCUCUUGACUGCAUAAUGACGGCGGAGAUGAUUCACACAUUGGCCGUACGGCUAGAGAGUGCAGCUGAACGUAAUCAAAGUCGAGGAGCUUGUGAAGCAGACAGUGAGGGUGUGAAGCCACGGUCUUUCUCUCUUGGGAGUUCCAGCACAGAGCUGCUUCAGAGGGUGUGUGAGGUGGUGGAUGGGGGUCUUGAGGCUCUGGCAAAGGGUGUAGCUACACUGCUGCCGCAAGAUUGCUCAGCAAUCACCGACUCUGCCUUCAUGCAGAGAUUUGGUCCUCUCCCUCCAUCGACUCCCUCCCUAUUUUCUCCGACAUCAUCACAGAAGGGAAAUGAAGAAGAUGAAAUAAGCCAAAAGAGGAAAGAAGAAUUCAAAACUAAGGCAGAAUCCGAUAUCGGAGCCUCUCGACACACUCAGUCCUCACAUGUGUUCCUGCUGGCCACACACCUUCAUCUAGAGCUUGACAUCAUCCACCACAGGGCUUCCCUCAAGUUACUGCAGCUAAAUGCAGUCACAGAGUCUGAACUGUUGGAUCGGACCAAGAAGAACAAGGUGUCCAAAGCUCUUUUUCUGAUGCAGAAAGCCUCACUGGCGCACAACAACAUGGAGCCAAAUAACAGCAACAAAACCAAGAGUCUGCUAGAGGAGGCCUCCACCCUGAUAGAGAAAGCAGGGGUGGAAGAGAGAAAACUGUAUAUCUCCGCCACCCCUAAGACUCCAGCUGAAAACAAAGAUAAAGGGAAGAAGGACAAAGAAGAAAACCCACCGCCUCCCCCUAUCCUGCUUUCACGCACUGACCGCUCCUUAACCUUUUCCCCAGCACCUUAUAACUUGGAGGGACAAGUGUGCUGGUACCAGCUCUGCGGCCGUGCAGCUGAGGGCAUUAACCGGAAAGUCCGCCUCGGAGACUGCAGCCUACAAGGAACUGGAAAUAUGGUACCAGCAGUGUCUGGUGAGUGCGUGCUGAGAGUGGAGGGUCUGGAGCCCAACCAGAAGUAUGUGUUUGCUGUAGCAGCCUACAACCACCAGGGCAAUCUACUGGGCAACACCAUAGGAGGGUCAACUUUCCCAAUGCUGGCAUCCUUGCCGGUACCACUGCUUUACACGUGGGCUCACUUGGCACAGGUGGCAUUUCAAACAGAGCAGCAUGCUGUAGCAAAGAGAGCCUGCAGAGAGCUGUGGAUCCACUAUACCUACACCGACCCGGGGUCCCAGGGCACACAGGAUAGACUGGCUAUCACAGGGCUGCGUGUCCAGACCUUGCAACGCUCCUCUCCUCACCUGUGUCAGUUGUUCCUCACUUCCAUCUUCAUUGAGACAGAGAUCAACAUUCAGCAGGGAUCGCUCUAUUGUGACUCAUUCAGUGAUAGUGGGCCGUUUGUCUGGGAACAGGAAGCCCGACUGGCAGAGUGUGAGCGAAUGCUGGUGGCCGUGGACCUGGCAAUGUGGUUGAAUGACGGUAGCGCUGCAGUGCAAGCUGUAGUCAGCUGUUAUGGCCUCCUGGCUCCUCUAAUAUUCCAUCAGAUCGCUUGCGACCCUGUUAUACAGGUGCUAAAGAAAUGUUUGAUGGUUUUGGAGGAGAAUUCAGGUCUUCUCAAACAAAAAUGGAUUGGAAACACCUCAGAGUCCUUUAUGCACAUGAUAGCCUGCAUCACCUACUACCUUUCCAAGGCAUUACGUGUGCUCAGGGAGCAUCAGAUGGCUUCUGUGGUGAUGGACAGUGGUCGCAGGCUGCUCCAACAGGUCUACGAUGCUCAGCUGCAGAUCAGUGGACUUGCCGCUAAAGCUUCUAAGAGAGAUCAUGCUGCAAUCAAGGGUAAAAUGACGAUAAGUCUUCAGCUGAAAGCACUGCACCGGAAGAACAAGAAAACAAUCGGAUCUGAAGCAGCUCUCAUCAUAGAAAGAGAGAUUGCAUGCCCACUGAUUGGCUGUGAGGUACCCACCGUAUUGUAUGAUCUGAUCUUCAACAGCACAUUAAAUUAUGCCUUUCAAAAAGUGAUGAAGCUCAGACACAAGGUAUAUUUUAUUGAGUUUGCGGCACUAAUUCUCCAGAGAGCCAUGGAAGAAGGCCACCCGGACCUUGUGUUAAAGUGGGGACAAAGCAUGUUUGACAUUUUGUGCAGACAAGACGAGAAGAUGGGAAUGUCCACAAAAUGUUUGGAGGGAAACAGUCAGAGUAAAAGAAGAAGUAGUGCUCAGGCUCCGAAAGGAAAUGAACCACCACAGCAGAACAAGGAAACACCUUCCCACGAUGACACAAGGAAGACAGUAAAGCAGAAAAUAGCACACAGAAUGCUCCAGGGAGUGAAAAGUAAAAGGGAAAGGAAGGCUGUAGAGAACCUGCUAACCAUGAUGUCGUCUGUGGUGCAACGCCACAAGAAGCUGCUUCAGCUGAGGAGCAUGUGCUGUCGGGAGAGUGUGUGGAAGUCUCAACUCAACUACAGCAUGGCCGAAGCCCAUUUAGCAUUGCUUUACCAGGGCCUGGACCAGCUGCAUGGAGGAGCCCUGCAGCAGAGUUACAGGCAGUUAAAUCCCUUGUUUUUCUCUCUGGCCUACUCUGGUGUUCUGGUGCGGAGGAACCCACAGCGACAGACAUCUUCCAAAUAUGAGGUUGUCUCAGAGAGAGACUCCUCGCACUGCGGUUUUAUGGAAUAUGUGGUUGCACACAAAGAGAGGAACGAAAAGGAGGCAGUCAGAGUGGACGACUCUGUCACAGAAGAGAGUUGUGAGGAGGGAGAGAUCUCUCAAAUGGUGGAACAGCGAAUUCAGAAUCACAGAUGCACUGCUACCUUGCUGCUGGACUCACUUACCAAAGCUGCUUUACAUCUCCAAAGGGCCAUGGUGUUGGCCCACCGUGGCAGUCACUGGACCGUUCUACAGUGUGUGUGUCAGACUGUGUGGGACCAAAGCUGCAGAAUCACCGUGCUAGUACAGAGAGCUGCUCAGCAUGAACCUCCCUCCUCCAUCACAGCAGACCAGCUGCACACCACCUUCACCCCACUACUGGUGCUGGCUACUGACCUAAUGAUGGACAUGCUGAACAGACUUGGGCUGUGGAGUUUGUAUGACAGAGACUUGACUGAGGAGGAACUUGAGUCCAGCCUCCACUUCUCCGCCCCACUGGAUAACAGCACCCAGGUGGACCUGCGUUGGGUUCGCACCCUGGUUUUGCACACUCUGGAGCGUCUCCAUGACAGUGGCAAAUGGGAAAGCCUGGCCCACUUUGCCUUAGUAUUCAACUCGUACACACGGGAACGCUAUGCCUUGAUCGUAACUCCUCUACUAGUCCAUGCUCAGAGGAGGCUGCUUGAAAGGAUAAGUUGUUUUGGAGGACCUGUAUUCCCUCAACCACACCAUGUCAAGACAAAGAAGGCCACCGGCAAGGAGGUAACUUACAGGAGCUACGCAGACUCCCAACUGCUCAUUGGAAGUACAGCUCACCCUGCACAGCAACCGACCAUUCUCAUAAAAGCAGCGCUCACAAACUCUACUCCUCGAGACACAGUUGACCUUAAAGGUGCAGAGAUGCAGCACUCCAUGUCCCUUGUGUGCGUUCCUCUGGAUGUAGAAGACACACUGAGCUGUUACCGUCAAGCUCUUGAGAGAAGGCCACAUUGUCUUCAGGUCUUCCAGCAUAGUCGCUCAUUACUGCUGCAACUUCUUGCAUUCACAAAGCCCUGCUUUGCGGCACAGUUGAAGCACUGUCAGAACAGAAGUCUCAGCCAUUCUGCAAUCCUGGUUGAUUUCAGUCCCUUAGUUAUGCCUGUUCCAAGCAUCCAACCUUGCGACCUGACCGAGGAGGACUACAGUAAUCCAAAUGCUCUCUACAAGCUCCCUAUCAGCCCUGACCACAUGACGACUGUCAGCGCUGCAUACUCCACCUCCAUUCAGCAUCUCCAGGCCAACAAUCACGACUCCCUCAGAGUUCUGGCGCUGCAUGAAAUGGGAAACCUACUGUUCUACGAUGGAAACACACGGGCAGCACACUUACACUGGAGUAAAGCAGUUGAUUGUGCCUUACAGAGCUCAGGUGCUUUAAAGAAAUGGGACGGCGUGUCCUUUCGGGGUGGCUCCCUGCAACAAACCCUGAAAGAGGUCGGCAUUUGGGGAUGUCUACAGGCUGCUGGGCUCACUGCUAAGAUUGCACGGUACAUCUUAACAGCUGAUAUCAGCGAGCGGACCAAGUGCUGUCUCAUGUCAGCACACCUCUUUAAGUGCGUGCUGUGUUGCUCCCUGGCUCAGCCACAGGCAGACCUCCAGUACACCUAUCACAGCAUCAGAGAUGAACUGCUCCCUGGAGUUGACCUUUUCUCUGAGCCCCACAGAGUUCACCUCAGCACCACCGUAACCGGCCUUAACUUCCUCUGCCACUGGCUUUUCACCACAGGCUACUACAUUACGCUACUGCCCAUACUAGCCCUUUACCUACAUUUUGUGGGAAGUGUGUGCAGAGAUGUCCAACGCACUGUUGAGGGCAAAAUACUUAAGAUUCGUGCCCUUACUGAACUGUGUCUGUUCACUGAAGCUGUAAAGGAGGCAGUUCAGCUCACACAAGGCACAGGGGUCCUUCUGCCCCAUGGACACUACAUCCCCAAAGAUAAUCUCCAACCUGCAAAGACGUUUUACAGCAACAAGUCUCUCCUGGACAAUUCUGAGGCUUUGGAGGAACUUGUGAACUGUGACUUUGCUCCAGCGGUCCGAUCACUGUAUGGAUCCACAUUGUGCCUCAGAUUCAACCUUGCUCGUAUUCAACUAGUCCUGGCACUCAGUGACACCGUACAUGGCUCUCAUGUGCCAGAUACUGUUGAAAGAGAAGCUUGUGCCAGCAUAACAAGUUGUCCAGUGAACUCCAAACCUCAUGAACAGAACAGAUUGGACACUGAGGCCUCCUGUCUAAAGACAGAAGAGCCAAAAGUGCUGACCCUUGAUGUAGAAAAGGAGAAGCUCACGCCAGAAAGAAUAAAGUUCCUUUUACUAGAAGGAGCAUCCUCCUUGUUGCACUCUAUUUUCCGUCAGCUCACACCUCAGUCCUGUGGUGAAAUGGAGAACCUGGAACUGUCAAUAGAGUCCAAUCUUCUAAAGGCCAAUCUAUACCUGCAGCAAGGACAUGCUGCAAAUAGUUCUGAGAUGGCAAUUUCAGCCUUGGUGCUACUGCAGACAAGUCCUGUGAUCAUGAGAGGAAUCAUACCUAGCUCUCCGAAACCCGCAUCUGAGAUCCUACAUGCCAGGACUGGAAUUGAACAGGGUUCUAAAGAUUGCAGUGUGUCAAACCUCCUGCAUGGAGACUGUCCUAGAGCAGUUGAGGCCAGUGAGAGAAUUGGAGUUUCUCUGUGGCUGCUCUGCCGCCUGGCUCUGGUCCGCAGCUUGGCUGCACAGAUUCCUGGCACUGCUGACGUUUUCCCAGGUAAGAACAUCAAUGAGGAAGCAGCUUGGGUGUUACAGGAGGGACUUGAUGAAUGUGCACGAUGGAGAGAACUGGAUAUUCAGGCCCUCUUCAUGGUCGAAGCUGCCGAAUUGGAAGCACAGAGAGGAAAUACUGACGACAGCAUGGCAAUGCUGCAG